AUGAUAACAAAUGGAGAUUUCUUGAUUCGAAAAGUGGCUUAUGUGAAAGGAUUGCAGCAUAACCUCAUCAGCGUCUCACAAUUAGUUGUGGGAACAGGUCUGAAAGUAUCAUUUGCUGAUGAGGGCUCAGAGAUAAUUGAGAAACAAUCCAAGAAGGUUCUGUUGAAAUCUGAACGCAAGGGAGAGAUGUACCCUUUAAAUCUCAACCCAAUACGAGGAAAACCAUCAAUAUGUUUGUUGUCAAAGAAAUCAGAUGCAACUCCCAAGUUGAAGACAUUUAUCAAGAAAGUGGAAGUGCAGCUAAGGAAGACGAUGAGGAAUAUCAUAAGUGACAAUGGUCUGGAAUUCAAGAAUAACGAUUUUGAGAGCUUUCUGGCUGACAAGGGGAUAACUCACAAUUUUUCGGCCCUUUAUACACCACAACCGAAUGGGAUUGUUGAAAGACGAAACCGUUCUUUAUGUGAGGAAGCCAGAACUAUGCUUAGUUUCGCUUCACUUCCAUUAUAUUUCUGGGCUGAUGCUAAAGCGAAAAACUCAGAGGCGAAUGCAGCAAAUAACAAGAUUGAUAAUCUCAAAAAGGUGAUAGAUGAAGAUGCCAAAGAAAUGGAAAGUAAACCUUCCAAAUCGACAGGUGGUCUAUCCUCAUAUGACUCUCCAAGCAACGGCUUAAAGUUCAAGGGGGAGAGUUCAACUACACCAAAGGCAACUGAAGUAUCUUUCGAGGGGGAGAAUCCAAUUCCGUCCCCAACUAAUAAAAAUCCAGGCGAAGGGGAAAGUAUUGAUCUGAUACCACCCAACAAUAGUCCAAUCGAGGGGGAGAAUCCGACUCCCACAGAGGAUGCAAACUUUGAUGCUGCCACAGGAUACACUUCGCCAGUUGAGGGGGAGAAAGAGAAUGCAACUGCCGAAGGCGAGGAUGAUCAAUCAGAAUUUGAAGUAGAGGUGAAUGCUGAAUUAGAUCCAACAUAUGAUCCAAACUAUCCUCUGUUAGUUGAACCGAAAACUGUAAAUGCUGCACUUGAUCAUUCUGAUUGGGUCCAAGCAAUGCGAGAUGAGCUUUAUGAGUUCGAACGCAACUGA
Molecule: messenger RNA, 1080 nt
Organism: Lactuca sativa (garden lettuce)
Lineage: Eukaryota; Viridiplantae; Streptophyta; Magnoliopsida; Asterales; Asteraceae
Source: RefSeq, a predicted model, not a curated record